AACACAUACACAAACUCUCGUUCCCACUUUCCAAUUCCACUCACUCACCCACUCUCAUGGCUUCCCACUACGAACUCCAAGUGAAGCUCGAGUCAGCGCGUGGAUUAAAAAACGUGAACUGGCGCCACGGCGCGAACCGCCCUUACGCCGUCGUUUGGGUGGACGCUAAGAACAAGUGCUCCACCAGCGUCGACGAAGACGGCGACACCGAAGCCACUUGGGACCAAACCCUAGUUUUUCCUCUUCCUCCUGAGCCUCUUGAGAAUCUGACGCUCCAUGUCGACGUGGUUCACGCCGGCUCCGAGGAGGACAUCGAGCCGAUCAUCGGCUCGGCUCGGCUCAAAUUAGUUGAAGUUCUUGAAGAAGUUGGAGUUGGAGCGCGCGUGCCCCGCACUCUCUCACUGAAGCGCCCUUCGGGAAGACCCCAGGGGAAUGUGGACGUUAAUGUCGUUAUAAGGGCGAGUGGUGGCUAUCGUACGCAGGAUGCGUAUUACGCGCCUCCUUUAGGUGUAAGGGACUAUUCCCCUGUGUCGCAGGGCUAUGGGUACCCUCAUCAGGAUAAUAAUAGUUAUUACCAUUCUGCGAUUCAAACGACGUCGUAUGCACAGCCUCAAACGGCGUCGUAUGGACAUGGGAGUGAGUACGCGCCGCGGGAAGAGAAGAGUAAGUUUGGGGGGAUGGGGACAGGAUUGGCUGUGGGCGCGGUGGCUGGGGUUCUAGGUGGAGUCGCGCUGGUGGAGGGUGUUGAUUUUCUAGAGGAGAAGAUUGCUGAUGACGUGGCAGAUAAUGUUGAGGAUGAUCUUGGAUAUGAUGAAGAUGAUUUCUAGAGAAUAAUAACUUUUCGCCUAACGGAUAUGAAAAAAAGAAAAGAAAAAGAAGUAGAGGAAAUGUUUCUUCUUUUUCAUUAAUGGUUGUUUGUUCUAAACCUUUUUUUUUCUUUCUUUUUUUGUUUUACCGUGGUUGAUGCGUGUACACUUUGCAUAUUUCUCUCUUUUUGUAUUCCCUCAGUUGUCGUGUUUGUCACGAUUAUUAUACAAAGAAUAAUGGUUUAAAGUAUUGUUCGAAA
This is a messenger RNA of Vigna unguiculata (cowpea), 1066 nucleotides long. RefSeq names its product Calcium-dependent lipid-binding (CaLB domain) family protein. Lineage: Eukaryota; Viridiplantae; Streptophyta; Magnoliopsida; Fabales; Fabaceae. The record is from RefSeq and is a predicted model, not a curated record. Gene Ontology annotation, biological process: defense response.